AUUAUUUAUCAAAAUAACUUUGGCUAUUUAUUUCUACAUCUUAUCAGUUUCGAGACUUAACGCAGGCGCCAUAAUUAGGUGUAACUGAAUAUUAUUCACCAUUAAGGAGUUAAGAGAGAGAGAUUCUGAUCCUAAACAAAAGAUAUUUUCGUGAUUCAGAGAGGCAAUGGGAGGCAGUAGCGUCGACGGAGUUUCGUACCGGAGCGACGGAGAAUCGGACGUGGAGUUGGAGGAUUACGAGGUGGAUGACUUCAGAGAUGGGAUUGUAGAAACGAGAGGAAACAGAUUCAACCCCCUAACAAACUUUUUAGGGUUAGAUUUGGCCGGAAGUAACGGCGGAAAGUUCACCGUCAUUAAUGGAAUCAGAGAUAUCUCUAGAGGCUCCGUUAUACAUCCCGAUAACCGGUGCUACAAGGCGUGGACCACGUUCAUACUGAUAUGGGCACUUUACUCUUCCUUCUUCACUCCAUUAGAAUUCGGAUUCUUCAGGGGAUUACCAGAGAAUCUCUUCAUCCUCGAUAUCGCGGGACAAAUCGCCUUCUUGGUCGAUAUUGUGCUAACUUUCUUCGUUGCUUAUAGAGAUAGCAGAACUUACAGAAUGGUCUAUAGACGCAGCUCCAUCGCUCUACGAUACUUAAAAUCAUCUUUUGUUAUUGAUUUACUUGCCUGCAUGCCAUGGGAUAUAAUCUACAAGGCUGCAGGUGAAAAGGAAGAAGUGAGAUACUUAUUGUUGAUAAGACUAUAUCGAGUUCGAAGAGUAAUCCUGUUUUUCCACAAAAUGGAGAAAGAUAUAAGAAUCAACUACCUUUUCACAAGAAUCGUCAAGCUUAUAUUCGUUGAGCUCUAUUGCACUCACACCGCCGCUUGUAUCUUCUAUUACUUGGCCACCACUAUACCUGCUUCUCAAGAAGGGUACACUUGGAUAGGAAGCUUGAAACUGGGAGACUACAGUUACGCUAAGUUCAGAGAGAUCGAUCUAUGGACUCGGUACACCACUUCUAUGUACUUUGCAAUUGUAACUAUGGCAACUGUUGGUUAUGGAGAUAUACAUGCGGUUAAUAUGAGGGAAAUGAUAUUUGCGAUGAUCUACAUAUCAUUCGACAUGAUUCUAGGUGCUUACUUGAUCGGUAACAUGACAGCUUUGAUAGUAAAAGGUUCAAAAACAGAGAGAUUCAGGGACAAGAUGGCUGAUAUUAUGAAGUAUAUGAACCGAAACAAACUCAAUAGAAAUAUCCGUGGUCAGAUCACUGGACAUUUACGUUUGCAGUAUCAAAGCAGCUACACCGAGGCAGCUGUGCUUCAAGACAUACCUGUAUCUAUCCGCGCCAAGAUUGCACAAACUUUAUACUUGCCGUAUAUUGAGAAGGUUCCUCUCUUCCGUGGCUGCUCAUCUGAGUUCAUUAACCAGAUUGUUAUAAGACUUCAUGAAGAGUUCUUUCUCCCUGGAGAAGUUAUCAUGGAGCAAGGAAGCGUUGUUGAUCAACUCUACUUUGUUUGUCACGGUGUAUUGGAGGAGAUAGGUACAGCUAAGGAUGGAUCCGAAGAGAUAGUGUCACUUCUUCAACCAGAUAACUCUUUUGGAGAGAUCUCAAUCCUCUGCAACAUUCCUCAGCCUUACACUGUUCGAGUCUCCGAGCUAUGUAGGAUUCUAAGGCUAGAUAAACAGUCUUUCAUGAACAUUCUAGAGAUAUAUUUCCACGAUGGACGGAGGAUUCUCAACAAUCUUCUUGAAGGGAAAGAGUCUAAUCUCCGGAUUAAGCAGCUGGAAUCAGAUAUAACCUUUCAUAUCAGUAAACAAGAGGGAGAGCUAGCUUUGAAGGUGAACAGUGCUGCUUUCUACGGUGAUCUUCACCAGCUUAAGAGCUUGAUUAGAGCUGGAGCUGACCCGAAUAAAACUGAUUAUGACGGAAGAUCACCUUUGCAUCUUGCAGCCUCUAGAGGAUAUGAAGACAUAACAUUGUAUCUUAUCCAAGAAUCAGUAGAUGUAAAUAUUAAAGACAAACUAGGGAACACACCGUUACUAGAAGCAAUCAAGAACGGUAAUGAUCGUGUUGCGGCUUUGCUUGUGAAAGAAGGUGCAACGUUGAGCAUAGAGAACGCAGGGACUUUCCUUUGCACAGUGGUUGCUAAAGGAGACAGUGAUUUCUUGAAACGGCUUCUCAACAACGGCAUUGAUCCAAACUCUAAAGAUUAUGAUCACAGGACUCCUCUUCACGUCGCUGCUUCUGAAGGAUUGUAUCUAUUGGCAAUGCAGUUGGUAGAAGCUGGUGCUAAUGUUCUUAAAAAAGACAGGUGGGGGAAUACUCCUCUAGAUGAAGCCCUAGGUUGUGGUAACAAGAUGUUGAUUAAACUACUAGAAGACGCUAAGAGUUCACAGAUCUCUUCCUUUUCAAGCAGCUCCAAAGAGCUCAAAGAUAGAGUAUAUAAGAAGAAAUGUACAGUGUAUUCUUCACAUCCAAACGAUGCAAAAGAAACAAGAAGACGUGGGAUUGUGAUGUGGGUGCCUAGAAGCAUCGAUGAACUUGUAAGAACCGCAGCAGAACAAUUAAAUAUUCCUGAAGCUUCUUGUGUAUUGUCUGAAGAUGAAGGUAAAAUUAUUGAUGUAGAUUUGAUUAGUGAUGGACAAAAACUGUAUCUGACUGUUGAAACAUAAAUGAUUUUCAGACAAUACAAAAAAAAAAUAAUCAUGUUGUGUAUUUUGUUUGUUUUGAUAUUAAAAUGAUUUCUUCACGUUCUUCAAAUGCAUCGAAGAAUCAACACAGUUCGUCUUCUCGUUUCUACAUCUGUUUAAAUUCCGUAACAGCUCGCUGGCUCUCUGUUUCGUCUUCUCCUCGCAACCAACUUGUAAAACCACUAAGAGUUUCUCGAAUGCACCAACUUGAAGAGCUUCAAGCAACACAUCUUCUCCGUUCUUUCUCCAUAGCUUCCAGAGAAUGGAGACUGAGCAUUGCGUUGCGAGUUCCGAAACGCGAAGAAGCUUCUUCACUACAAGAGGAACGAUCAAAGCGUUUGUGAUGAUAUCUUCUCUUGCUUGCUCGUUGUCGCAUGUAACGUUUAGAACAACGAGACAUCUCUCGCAAACGCUUUUUUCCGCGUUGUUGACAAUCAUCUCUGUGACCAAUGCGACCAAACCAAGCUUCACGAACUUUGUAGCGAUCUUGUUGUCGCACGAAACCGCUCUAUAAAUCGUCAUGAGAGAUCCUUUUGUCGAGCUUGUGGAAACAGAGUCUUUAAUGAUCUUUAUCAAUCCUUCACAAGCUCCUUCCAUAUCUGUUAACGCGUAGACAUACUUCUUGUCUAUUGCAAGAACCUCUCUUACACAAAACGCAGCGUUUUGUCUCGCUUUAGAGUCUGAACCGUUCAAGAACCGUGCGAGACGGUUAAGCGAAGCCGUUGAUCCCAUCUUGGAGAAACCCUCUGUUCGACUCAGAGGCAACCAAUAAGUUAGAGCUGACAAGACUUCCUCCAGCAGACGCGUGUUUUCCUCACGCGUUGACGAGAAUCUUUGGAAGCAAGAAGUCAACGCCGAGACGACUCCGUUUUGGAGCAAACACUUUUUGUUCCUGUCUCCGCUCUCUCUUCCCAAGUUCUUGAUUCUACUCACGAUUUGUGAACACUCGACAUGUUCACCACGCGCCGUCGAGUUUUCCAAUCUCCGAACUAUCUCCGCCGCAGCACGUGGGGUCAACGGCAUACGCGGUGACUGAACACGCUCUAUCUUUGAUGAUCGGAGUUGAGUCUCAGCGACCGAGAUAGUCAACUGAUUACGUUUCUUUUCUCCUCUUGAUCUCCAUGGUAACACCAUAACUUCUUCUUCUUUCUUUGUUUGGUUUGCUCUCUAACAAAUUGAAAACACUCUUUGAUUAUUUGAUAACAGCUGAAAUGGUUAGAUGUGAUUGUAUAAAUAAGAAUGUUUUGUUUUACGUGUUUU
Eruca vesicaria subsp. sativa (arugula) is the source of this 3931-nucleotide messenger RNA. The record is from the annotation of a GenBank genome assembly. Lineage: Eukaryota; Viridiplantae; Streptophyta; Magnoliopsida; Brassicales; Brassicaceae.